CUACUCUGUACGGGCUGUUGCUGCCAAACCAGUUGGCAGGCUAUGUGAUUUAAUUGAUUAGAAAACUUUUUUGAACUCAGGUGACAUCUUCUUUUAGAGAGACUUCUGCUUUAAACUAGAAUUCUGGAUUUGAGUAAACUCUCAGGAGCACUGUUUUGGGGGCGGCGCACCUUCUUCAACCUCUGUUGUUGUGAUUUUUGUUUUGAUUUAUUUUUUAAUUUUUUUAUUUUUUCCUGCGCGAUUUGAAUGAGUUCUUCCUGGUACAUCAUGCCAUUCCAGAGCAGGGGCCGGUCUAGCGAAAGUGCGGCACCGUGUGCAUGAGUUGGUGAAACUUUAAUGUGCAACAAGAACAGCUGAUCACCGCACCUCUUCUGUCAGGUCUCCCAACCUGACUUCCAACCGGCUGCAGACCAACCUCUCCAGGAUGGCCUGCCUGCGCAACAUUAUCUCCGCUGUGGUGGCGAAGAGACACGUGGUUUUCUGGAACUCUACGAACACAAGGUUGACAGCGGGAGAUCUGUCUGUCCAGUUGAAUCUCAAUGAUUACCUGGACAUCUACUGCCCCAGCUAUCCUGAAUCAGGGAGUUUGGUUCCAGAGCAGCCGGAGACUCUGGUCCUCUACCUGGUGGAGGAGGAGGCUUUCAAAGGCUGCGUGGAAACCAAAAAGGCCGUCAAGAGGUGGGAGUGUAACACCCCGUUUGCUCCGUUUGGACCAGUCCGCUUCUCUGAAAAGAUCCAAAGGUUCACCCCAUUCUCGCUUGGCUUUGAAUUCCUGCCAGGGAGACACUACUACUACAGCUCGCUGCCGACAGAUGAAGGCCCUCCUCUGCCAUGCAUGAAGAUGCGUGUCACAAUAUGCUGUGAGCCCACAUCAGAGGGCUCAAAACAAAUACAAGGAACAAAACCUCGCAGCAGUGUUGUCUCACUGAGGACCACUUCUCUUCCGCUCCUCAUCUCCAUCCUCUUACUGCUGAUCACCUGACUCAUCUGUCCUCGCUGCCUGCCUGUGCUCCACGGGUGCAAUCUCUGACAUCUAAAGGAAGAAUACAACUGUGCUGACAACAAAUGGCAAAGUGCAAUCUCUGCCAGAAUAAGCCAGGGACAUUAAUGACUGUGGUUAAAAAUCCCGGCAGGACGAUGGUUUCUCCGGACCACAGUGACUCAGGGAAAUGACGCUGAAGUGCAGCAAAGCAUUUCUUCCUGUUUUCUUGCUCUACCUGUUGCUGGUUGUGCAACUACUCAGACAAAAAUGUUCUCCAUACGGGAGCCAUCUUAAGACUCGUAUCUCCCUUCGAAGCUAGAAGAACAAUGAAAGAAUCAGGUCCUCCAGUGAAGUUUGUUUUUAUUUUUGUCUUUUUUUUUUUUUUUUUUUUUUUUUACUUCUUCUGUUGUUUACUUCCUUUUGAGUGGAAGCCUCCAGUUUAAAAAGUGGCCAAAUAAACAUACUAGUGUAAGGAC
Molecule: messenger RNA, 1458 nt
Organism: Gambusia affinis (western mosquitofish)
Lineage: Eukaryota; Metazoa; Chordata; Actinopteri; Cyprinodontiformes; Poeciliidae
Product: ephrin A4
Exons: 5
Coding region: 425-982 (185 amino acids)
Biological process (GO): ephrin receptor signaling pathway; axon guidance
Cellular component (GO): plasma membrane
Molecular function (GO): ephrin receptor binding
Source: RefSeq, a predicted model, not a curated record